Dujonia railenensis is the source of this 1023-nucleotide messenger RNA. Lineage: Eukaryota; Fungi; Ascomycota; Pichiomycetes; Serinales; Debaryomycetaceae. The record is from the annotation of a GenBank genome assembly.
AUGCCAGUACUUAACGCAGAAAGACUUGUACGAUUAGCUUACAAAUAUCCCCAGCUCCAUAACUCGUGGUACUUGGUUGCAUGUGCGUGCCUUUCCGUGGUUAAUCAACCCCAAGAAAUCCCUAAGAUAUUCCAUUUCGCUUUACGCCAGCAAUUGUUAGAAAGUUGUGCUGCAAAGGACAAAAUUUUACUCACAGAUCAAUAUUUGUUACAAUUAGCUCAAGACUCGGUAUCGCUGGCUGAAAAAUAUGCCGACUUGACUGCUGUUGGGGUGAACCUACCUGAUAUCUUGAUCCCUCAUACGUACUAUGACAAGUUGCCGCUUGGUUUUAAAUUUUCCAGAGCUGAAGAUAUUCAUGAAACUCAGUUGCUGAUUGCUGGGAAGAUCAGAGAAGUCAUUUUAAAAAGUGUUGCUUUGGCAGGCUUACCAAAAGCAAUUAAUGCUUUGAUGAUCUUGAAGAAUGUAACCCCAACUUCGUUACUCCCGCUUAAUACUCCAGUUAGACCUGCUAUAGUUAACCCUGGCUUGAUGUCAUCGAAUGACUUGCUUGGUGAGGACGUUGAGGGAACCAGAUUUGAAGAUGUCACCGAGUCCCUCCCCACCACGGAUACUAUUGACGGGCCCAUCGCUCCCAGCUCCAUAAAUGCCAAGCAAAUCCAAACCGAUUUGACCAGAGGUUCCGAUUUCUGGAACACGAUCUAUUCAACUAAAGUGAACAUGAGAAUUCGAAAGCAGAUGAUCAACGCAUACCCAGACCUCUGGUACUUUGCCUAUCAUCAUGCUUACUCUCCGUUAUUGAGUUUCACAGAAGUUUUAUCUGCAAGGGAAACCUCCAUGUGCAUUGUGGCCAGUUUGAUUCCACAAGAUGUCAAUCCACAGUUAAAGGGACAUUUGAAAGGUGCUAUAAACGUUGGAGUGACUAAGGAGGAAUUGGAGCACCUCCGCUUGUUGGUUUUCGAUGUAUGCGACUGGAGCGGAAACGUCUCAUGGAGAGAAGGCCAAGACUCGGUAGCAAAGUUGUGA